AUGGCACCGUCCUACGAUGGCACUGGUGUGCAAUAUUACGAAUUGAAAGACUUUACUUUCCAAACCGGCGACACUCUCUCAGCCGUGCGAGUGGCGUACCGGGAAUUCAACCCCACUGCCCAAAAGACGGCUCUCAUACCAACGUGCUUCCUCGGAAGAAUCAACAACACCCUCAACUUUACGCAGGGGGCGCUGAAAGACCAUCGCGUAAUCGUGGUGGCCACGCUUGGAAACGGUGAAUCUGCUGCUCCAUCCAACACCCCGAACUUCCCCGCAUCGAUCGAUUACCGGGACAGUGUCCGCGCUCAGCAUAAACUGGUGACGGAGCAUUUGCAGAUCCAGUCCCUGGAUGUGGUGCUGGGCUUUUCGAUGGGUGGGCAAACCGCCUAUCAUUGGGCCGCCAUGUUCCCGGAGUUGGUCAAGAAUGCUGUGAUCAUCUGCUCUGCAGCAAAAACAAGUCUGCACAACUACCAGUUCUUAGAAGGGCCCAAGGCCGCCAUUCAACACUCUAUAGAUUAUAACAGUGAUGAGUUCCUGAUCCAGCGCAAGCCUCCCAUUCGAGGCCUGCACGCGUUUGCCAUAGCAUACUCUGCGUGGCUGACGAGCGCCGAAUGGUUCGAGGAGCGACUAUUCGAGAAGCAGGGCUUCAAGACGCUCGCCGACUGGGCGGAUGCCGGUGCUCAGAGUUAUGAAGACUGGCAUCCCGAUGACCUGCUGGCGAUGCUGGGGAUGUGGCAACGAUCAGAUCUCGGGCUUGUGACUGGGACAGACAACCAGAGCCAAGCUCUGAGUGCGCUGAAGGCUCGUAUCUUGCUGAUGCCCGGUCGCACAGACCAGUACUUUAGAUGGGAAGCGAACGAAAGGGAGGUUGCGCAUCUGAAGAACGGGCGAGUAGAAGUCAUCCCCUCGGUCUGGGGGCAUCUUGCUGGAGGCGGGGCGAAUCAAGAAGACAACGAGUGGAUGGAUCGAAAGAUUUCGGAAUUCUUGAGUCAGGACUAA
Messenger RNA from Penicillium chermesinum, 999 nucleotides. RefSeq lists its product as uncharacterized. Gene Ontology annotation, molecular function: acyltransferase activity, transferring groups other than amino-acyl groups. The transcript is spliced from 2 exons. NCBI's taxonomy places the organism in Eukaryota, Fungi, Ascomycota, Eurotiomycetes, Eurotiales, Aspergillaceae. The record is from RefSeq and is a predicted model, not a curated record. Gene Ontology annotation, biological process: biosynthetic process. The coding region runs from base 1 to 999 and encodes 332 amino acids.